UUGUUGCGUCACAUCCAGGGGCCCCUGGGCACUCAGCUAGAUGCUGGUGGGCGUGACGUCAUGCAUGAAAGUUGGAUACAAUGCCCUCCAUGUUUAGGGGAAGUUGAGUAUUCAACUGACAACAGUAACAUGUGACGUACCGAAGACAUGUAGGUGAUCAAUGGAAUUUUUGCGUAAUUGACGCGACCGUUUGGAAAGCGAAGGCUCGCUGAAACAGAGUUGGACCUGUGAAGUUUUUUGGGUGAAUGGUUCGUGUAACACCCAACUAUAAAGCGGUCUGUUCUCGGGUGGACAAACGGGCUGCUUUGGAUAAAGCGUGUAUCGGAAUUAGUUUACACCGAGUUGUUUUUUGGACUCUUUUUGUGCUUCAUUGUAAAAUGCGGAACCCGUUGGACAAACGUGUUUAGGAUUGUUCUUCGGCGACAACAGCCCUUCUCGGACCUCCGUCGCCGGGCGAGAGCCAGGCAUCGUCCGUUAGAGGAGUAUCAGAAUGAUAAAGCCCAAAGUGGGUCGCAUGUUUCUGGCGACAUGCGUCGGGUCGUUUUUCAUUCUUAUAUUAUACUUCCAGAACAUCUCAAGAUCAGCUUCUGAACAGAUUUCGGGCCGGAACAGUUUCUCAGUUAAAUCGGGAAGAAGUCCUUUGCAAACACUACAAGAAAAUGACCAGCUGGAGCAGUCUGCAGUGCAGGCCACUCUGCAGGGUCGAAGGGAACUCCUGGAGGAAACCUGUCGCACCCACACCCGCAAAAGACGCGUACUCGGCCCGGAGGACCUCCGCCACCUUAUAGUGGACGAUAAACACAAGUUAUUGUAUUGCUAUGUCCCCAAAGUGGCAUGUACAAACUGGAAACGUGUGUUGAUGGUGCUAACAGGAGAUGGGCGCUAUCGCGAACCACUGGCUAUUCCAGCCAACGAGGCUCACGUAGUGGGAAACCUGCGUUCGCUCUCAGAGUACUCCACGGCUGAGAUCAACAAGCGCCUACGCACAUACCUGAAGUUUGUCUUUGUGCGCGAACCCUUCGAGAGACUUGUCUCCGCAUAUCGCAACAAAUUUACCCGUAGCUACAACACGGCCUUCCAUAAACGCUACGGGACCAAAAUCAUCCGGAGGCAUCGUGUAGACCCCCAAGCUGAUGCACUGGAAAAAGGCAAUGACGUCUCCUUUGAGGAAUUUGUGUAUUAUUUAGUAGACCCCCAGACUCAGAGAGAGGAACCGUUCAAUGAGCACUGGGAAAGGGUUCACUCGCUUUGCCACCCUUGCUUGAUCCAUUACGACGUGGUGGGCAAGUACGAAACUCUUGCACAAGAUUCGCGCUACAUCCUGAAGUUAGCAGGUGCUGAAGGAGAGGUCAAAUUCCCGGCCACGUCCAAAAGCACCAGGACCACAGGUGACAUGGCCGCCAAGUUCUUCGACAACAUCAGUCCGUUUUACCAGAAGAAACUCUUCAACCUUUACCGAAUGGACUUCUUGCUUUUUAACUACUCUGUGCCGGCAUACUUGAAGUUGAGAUGAGGGCUUCAGCGAGUUUCAACUGAUACAUUACUUGCACAAACGGAUGUGAGUCUUGCGGGCACUGAUGCUUAAACUUUCGCUCUUGUGUCUGGAUUCGAGUGAAUUACCUGAGGGAACCUGUAGAGGAUGCGCCUUGGAUAUGGCGUCACCCUCGCUCCCUUGGGGCGAAUUUCAGCAUUGUGAACGGAUUAGUGCUGGCUGGGGUGUUGCAUCCCAUCCCGAAAGUUCACAAAAUACUGUCUGUAAUUCCUUUGGCUUUGGUAACUUGCGACCAAGCUCCAAGUAUGUGCCUUUGUCCUUCUGAAUGUUGAUAAGUGAAGCAGGAUUCUUCAUCAACAGACAAAUGCUAUGAAUGUUUCAUCUCCUUUAAUCUUCACCACCCAAAAGGAUAUUUAUGGUAUUGUUUACGUAGCAUAUUUAUUGUGGAUUUUGCUCUUGAACUGGAACCAGCAAAGCCUUGACGUUAAUCUCGAAGAGAUUCCUUGAAGCUGAUCUCAAAGACUCCUUUUUAACAUUCCCUGGAUAUGAUUUCAGACCUUAACCCUACGCCCAAUCACAAAGGUAGUUUCCAAGUCACAAACCGUCAACUGUUUUAAGCAGAUAGCUGGUAACAUGUUGGAAGGAUUCAAGGGUAAGGGAUGAAUUUAGACUUCUCCUGCAUUCGCAAACUGGACAAGGCUGUCUACUUUGGCCGGUUUAGCUACUCUGGAAAGAAAUGGUGUUCUCACAGAGUCACCGCUUUAUUUAGCAUGCAACGGGCUGGGUAAACAGUGCAUAGCUGUGGUUGGGGAAAGGUAGACCCUCAUCAGUGCGGCUCUUGUUAAGCUAUGGAUGCAGGGUGAGGUGCAAACUACUCACUGGGCAUUGCAGGUCAAACAUCAGCAUGAUCCUGGGAUGAAACACUCGUCUUAUGAAUUUAUAAUAAGGGUUGAAGUGCAAUAAAGGUUUUUGGAGAGGUACCAGUAUGUGUUUAGAGGAUUAGCUAUCCCUUAGAACUCUUAAAGUGAGAGAAAAUCAAUCCCUGACAGUACAGUUUAACGUCUUAUUAGUUUUCACGACUGUUCUUUUGGGUCAUUAGCACUUGGUUGAAAUGACCCUGAAUAAUUUAGGUAUUUCUUCUUGUCUGCGAAAAAGCCUAAUGACUCGUUUUUAUGGUUGAAAUGAUGAUGAACUCUUUAGAGAAACGGUGAGAAGAAGGAGUCUGACUAAUAUCUGGCUGACAGGCAGACAUGUCCUGGUGCACAGUGGGUACCUUGUGUGCCACAUUGCAUAACGAACCUUCCCAAAUUGCUCUUGGAAAUGUUUUGUUGGAAAAUAUUUUCUAUCUAGCUAGUUAGGCUCUAUUUCAAUGUUGAGCUGGAAUCUUACAGCCUUUUGUAAGGACAAAGGGAGUCAUCUAUAAGUCUAGGUUUGUAAUACUCUUCAAUGGGCAAUUAUAUUUAAUUAUUUGAAGAGGAACAUCAUGUCUUGAUUUGAAAGUUACAGGAGUCCCAGUGCUUUUGUCCUGUCAUAAUGUCAUUAUUCUGAUGUCAAAUUAUGAAUGUGCUGUUAAGAGGAUUCAUAUGAGAAAUGUGAGUGGGGGAAAGCCUUUCACUGUAUGAGCUGAGCUGUUGAGAGUGUGGCAACAGUAUGUGCCAUUUGUGAUGUAACUAACAGUUUGCACCUGUUUUGAAAGCUUGUGGACAUACAUGUGCUGCAAAACUGUGAAUGCCAAUGUGCACUAGACAGUAUGGAAUCCUGCUUUGAAGGGUAAAUAAACUUUUCGAUUUUUUUUUUUUUUUUUUUUUUCAGUGGACAACAGGGAAUACAUCAACCAACAGUGAUUAUUUCAUGUGCUUUCAUUUUUUUUACAUUUAAUUAUAAAGUUAAACUGCCUCUGGUACGACAGUGAAACUUGGACAAAUGUUUUUUGUUUGUUUGUUUGUUUGUUUGUUUUUUACUGUUUUAGGGACCACAACACUCAACUGUAGAAAAAUCAUGUGAUUAAGGUUAAUUAUAAUUCAGAGUGAAGAUAUUACAAAUGUGUUGAAUAAAACUGCCACAUGAACAAUAUAAUUGUCAUCAAUUCAUUCAAGUGAACAAACAGUUACAUUCAUUAUAAGAUUUUGCCUUUUUCCAAAGUGUGGUAUUUUGAGAGAGAAAAAAAAAAUUCAGGUGCAAAUAAAUUACAAACUGAGAGGUACGUUAGACCCUCUGUAUAUGAGAUAUAGUAUCCAGUAAAAAUAUCUAGCAGCAAUUAUGACCUUGUAUGUAGUUACUAAAACAGCAAAGGAAUGACCGUCAAAGUUUUGAGACUUACCCAUUUUCUUUCAAAUCAAUCCUAAAUCAUAUAUUCAAAAACAAUAUUUGACAAAAAAAAAAAAAUCAAACAAA
Onychostoma macrolepis is the source of this 3886-nucleotide messenger RNA. RefSeq names its product carbohydrate sulfotransferase 11 (gene chst13). Gene Ontology annotation, cellular component: membrane. The coding region runs from base 491 to 1513 and encodes 340 amino acids. The record is from RefSeq and is a predicted model, not a curated record. The transcript is spliced from 3 exons. Gene Ontology annotation, molecular function: sulfotransferase activity. Lineage: Eukaryota; Metazoa; Chordata; Actinopteri; Cypriniformes; Cyprinidae. Gene Ontology annotation, biological process: carbohydrate biosynthetic process; proteoglycan biosynthetic process.